Ostrea edulis (European flat oyster) is the source of this 3475-nucleotide messenger RNA. RefSeq lists its product as uncharacterized. NCBI's taxonomy places the organism in Eukaryota, Metazoa, Mollusca, Bivalvia, Ostreida, Ostreidae. Bases 1103 to 1897 code for a protein of 264 amino acids. The record is from RefSeq and is a predicted model, not a curated record. The transcript is spliced from 3 exons.
UAAGUAACCGCGCAUUUUAAUAUUUUAAUGCUAGACAUGAUUAAGCGAUCUGAUCAGUAAUCAAUAAUGUAAGAAAUAAGAAUAGUUACCAAACACUAUUACAUGUAUAAUAAUAGAUUGAUUACAGAUUCUAAUCAAUUAAAAUAUGUGAGGAAUAUUCUUCAUUACUUUUUCAUAGAUUACUUAUGAUAAUUUAAGAAGUCAGGAACUACUAUUCUGAUAUGCUCUGGAGUGGUAAAGCGAUGCUUUUAUUCAAGUGAAUAUAAACUUAAAUCUCAUAGGUUAAAAUUUAAAUCAACAUGUUAAGGACGGAGCAUAAUUCAUGACAUGAACUUUAGAAUUCCAAAAAUGAAACUACAUCCAUAUUUUGAAUUCCAUUAAGAUGUGCUCCAACAAACCUACUUUCCGUACGGCGGACUCUCUCUCUCUAAAUCUAAAUCUAACAUCAUUUAAGCAGGAUUCUGAAACCUGCUUUGCACAUGGCGACCGAUAUUUCUAUACACGAAACCUCUUAUGAUGCCCAAUAUCAUGGAGUGGUCUAGACCUGUGUUUGCAUCCCACCCAACUGUUCAACCCCUCUUAUAAACUUAAUUUACCGGUAUAAGUUGGGGUUAUAAAUGGUUCCACAACAUGUAAAGAUAUGUAGAGAUUAUCAACAUACUACCAUACACAAUCUACGGAAUGUACAUGCAUAUGCAUAAAACUGAUGACAUGCUGAAAUGUGAAUUAACAUUUAGCGUCUACACAAAAAUACACACACAUUAACAUUCCUGCGAUAUCAUUUACCCGUCUUCUGUCUUUCGUAACGAACCUUUUACAUAAACAACAUUUUUUAGAGAAUUACUUAUCCAUAAUUGUGUUUUAGGCUCUUUACCGCCAUUCAGGUCUGGUUUGUGUUCUCAACACGGCUGAGGCAAGUAAAGCCAGGUCAUGGUCCUUCUCACUUACCGCCUCUCCAUAGAAACUCACGUGACUUUCAAUAGCUCCAUCAACUACUCAUGUAUUUCUACAGUCAUGCAGAAUCAUUAAUCAGCUGAAUGUAACACGUGAAAUUAAAGAGAGUCGAUGUGCACUACGUUUUCCCAACGGAUGGUCUCUUUCAAUGGACGACAAACAGAGCACAGUUUUUCAGCUUUUCAAAAUAAGUCAUUUAGCACAGAACAUCAAUGGACGUCCUCUACCAGGAAAUUCCAAUACAUUCCUUGAUUACUAUGCAACAUUUUCCGACAAAUUCUUAUACAUUGGUUCCAUGAAACUAGAAGUUGAUCAGAGGUUUUACACAACACCAUUCCUUCACCUUCCUUUCGAUAUCUUGUGCAAAUUACUACACGUGGGAAAAUCUUCAUUUUCCGAAAUAUUCGAUUUCACGAAUAGAGUCAGUACACAUUGUUUUGCACAAGUUUCGAAACAACAGAUAAUGGUGGAUCCAAAUACCAGACAAUCCAUGGAAAUACCUUUAUCUUGGAGAGAUAAAUACGGCAAAAUGUCAACAGGAUCGCCAUUGAUAAUGAAAAGAUUAACAAGACCUGCAACGUGCAUUUUGAAUGUAACACAUAAGAUUCAAGCCUCUGAUAUAGAUAGUCAGGGACAUACAAACUUUCUGUCUUAUAUCAAACUUUGUAUAGAUGUCAGCAAGAGAGUAGCUGUAGACGGAUGUUACCAUAGAUUUUCAACAAGGUCGUUGGAAAACGGACUGAAGGAAUUCCAAAUUAGGUACCAAAACGAGGUUCUGUUAGGUGAAGAGGUCGCAGUUCACGUGUGGGAAGCGGCUGACAGGACUGAUCAGUUGUGUUUUGAGAUUACGAAGGGUCCGGAUGUGUGUAUCCAAGCAACCAUGGCAUUUUUUCAAACAGCCAUUAAUAUGCCUAAAUUCCAUUUACUCGAUUCAAAAAUUUGAUUUACAAGUUUGCAAGAGAACUUCUUAGCCAUCGAUUAUGAAAUAAAUUUUUCGGGAAAACAUUCAGACGCUACUCCAUAACUAAUACAACACUUUGAUUUGAUUGUUUGAUUGAUGUUUUCGCCACACUCAACAAUUUUUCAGUUAUCUGGUGGCGCCCAGUUUUUAUUAGUGGAAGAGAGAACCCAGCUACAAUGUACCUGGGAAGAGACCACCGACCUUCCGGAAGUAUACAAGAACAUUUUUCAGGCAUUCGUAUCUUUAGCUGCAAUGAUGUAGCCCUCUCUGAUUUUUUUUUUUUUUUUUUUUUUUUUAGGGAGAGGGCUACAACUCCUUAGGAUCUCCAUAAUGGUGUAAAUGCGGGAGUAAUUCACUCCCGCAACAUUUGCGCUCAUUCUAAACAUUUCCUGACUUUCUUUACGUAAAUAAAAUGAUAUUCUAUGUUUCUUGGUCAAUAUAUAAAUUUACAACCUGCAACUUAAGAUUUGUGAGGCUCUAUUCUACCGUUUUCAACAAUUUCGAUAAAUUCCAAUUUCUCCAUUCAUAUUUGUGCGCCAUGUUUGAUGUACUGAAGUUUCAACUUCCGAUUGUCAAGUCAUUUGCAUAUGCCAUAUAAGGUAGUAUUUAAAUCAAUGGACAAGUAUGGAGGCGAAAGCUAUUUCGUCGGUAUUGAAAAGGUUUGAAUUUAAUAUCAAGUUAAAAACCGAACACAGAGUGUAAAUUCUUUCUGCAACAAUAUGAUUUUCCUUUCUUUGUCGAAGUGGCUCGAAUAACUACAUUUUCGCGCUGAUUGUCAAUGCUUAGGUUUUUCACGAGAUCUCGCGAUAACAAACAUGGCGGAGCGGACGAAGAAUUCUGCAUGCUGUACAUUAUAUUUACUGAAAAACACCUUUAUUAGACAUGCCCGAGCACAAAGGUGGUACUCCUUUUGGUGUAAACAACAUUUGGGACUAAUACACAGAGUUUAUUAUCGGUUAUUCAUAAAAUUAUUUUGAACCAUUACGGAGAUCCUAUGGAAUUGUAGCCCUAUCCCGAAAACGUCAGAAUAAAAAAAAAUUGGAUAGGGCUUCAUUAUUGCAGCUAUCGUAUCUUUACAUUGACAUGCAAUAGGAUGUUUACUCUCUGACUUCUUCAACUAGAAAUUAUUUCUGAAAGGAUCAAUAACAAGAGACCCAUGGACCUAGAAUCGCUCUUCUGAUACAUUGUAGAACAGGCAAAAAUUCUCACUAACCAAGAUUCAUCAGUUAACAAGGUUUUAAAGACCUAUCACAUGAUAGUGUAUGAAGGGGAUAUCAUACAGUACAUUAUUAGAUUAGGCAAUCAAAAUAAUUACAAAAUGAAGUUACUUAACCUACGUGCAUAUCUGGAUAGUACAUAUUUCUCUUCUACAUGAAUUUUUUCAAAGGACAUAGAGACGGUUGGGGUGCUAAAUACCGAAUUUACUAUGCAUACAAUUAGAACAAGGGGAUUAUCGCAUUGUAUUUUGUCUGAUUUUUAAUGCAAUUACAUUUCAUGCCAUUGUUGGAAAAUUGCUUUUCAACUUUUUCAGCUCUGUUGAAAUAAAAAUCAAAGAGUGAG